AUAGCACGGGUAUUCCCCCCUGUAGGCGGAGUUUGAAUGAGGUCACUGGGGAAAUGUGUCGGGACUAGAAGAAACAUCCCACACAGCUUGAUUGAAGUUAGUCAUCAGUCUGUCUGAUUUACGCUCGCACACUUUUAAAUGGACAUGGAGGAGCUCAGUAACAGUGUUUCACUGUCGCCUACACUCUUCAACCUCAUCGUCUGUUGCCUGCUUUGUGGAUUCACACCUGUUAAAGGUGAGUCAAAGGUGAUUGGUCCAUUUCAACCAGUCGUGGUUGCUCCAGGGGAUGACAUCAUCCUACCAUGUCACGUGGAGCCUCCUGUCAACGUGGCACGACUGACGGUGGAGUGGUCGAGGCCCGACCUCCAGCCUGACCCCAACGAUCGACUGAGCCGGGUCGAGUACGUGCAUCUGUACCGCGACACCCGCGAGGUCCCGGACAUGAAGAUCUCCUCGUACAUGGACAGGACAGCGCUGUUCGCAGAUGGCCUGAGACAAGGCAACAUUUCGCUCAAGAUCAUUAAUGUGACGCUUGCAGACGCAGGAAGAUUCAAAUGUUUCAUCCCGAAGUUAAAGAGCCAAACGCAGUAUUCAAUUGUCCAUCUUGUUGUUGAGCCAAAAUCAGCUCAGACAACAGAAACACCACUGCAACCCAUCAGUCUACAAACAUCUGAUCCAAUGGAAGACAAAGACAUUAAAAAUGGGCUGUCCAGUCAGAGCAGAGUGAUCCUAAUUGUGGUUUUCUGCAUCUUGCUGGCGAUCAUAGUUGUUGGAGUCACAGGAUAUUUGAUACACAAGUAUCGAAAACGGGAGCGUAUGAAAGGACCUGUAGUCUAAGUGGUUUCCUCAAGACUACAUUGGUGGUUCACAGAGAUGAAACAGAACAUGAAACAGAACAUGAAACAGAAGACACAGGACAUUUGAGCCAAAAGCUGCUGCACAAGUGUGUGCUGCAAUAUAGUUAUCUAUGUUAUACUUGAGUCCAAAAAACCUAGUUGGCAGAAUAAAUGUUGGCAUUGUGUGUCUCUGCAAACCACUGGUACCUAACAUUUGUACGUUUAGUAUGUAGUGGAUAGGUUGAAACUUCACUUUUCUUGUUUCAACAAUGAGGUGGAUAACUAGUGGUUAUAUUUAACCUCUUGGUUAUGGUUUGGAAAAGAUCAUGUUUUGGCUUAAAAUAUCUAAUUUUGUCAUCACAACCAGUGCUGGAAAUGCACUGAUUUUUUGCCAAAAAACACCCAGUUUUGGUGCCACAAUCAAAAUUAAAAAUGCCCCCAUGUCUCACUAAAAAAACGUGGUUUUGGUGCCACAGUCAGGGCUGGAAAUGCCCCGAUGUCUCGUUAAAAAAACAUGGCUCUGGUGUCACAAUCGCGGCUGGAAAUAACCAGUUGUCUUGUUAAAAAAGACCGGGUUUAAGUGCCACAGUUGCAGCUGGAAAUGCUCUAACGUCUCAUUAAAACGUGGCUUUGUUGCCUCAGUUGUGGCUGGAAAUGCCGGCAAAGUCCCCCGAAGAAACACCUGGUUUGGUGUCAAUCACAGCUGGAAAUGCCCUGAUGUCUUGUUAAAAAAACAUGGUGUUGGUGCCACAAUUGUGGCUGGAAAUGCCGGCAAAGUCCCCCUAAGAGACACCUAGUUUGAUGCUGCAAAAUACCAUAAUGUUUUGCUAAAAAACAUAUACUCAGUCACUUUAGAAAAGCUGACAUGAUAAGUAAGAAACUUACAAACGUGUCUGUGGUUUGCAGAAAUGUACAAUGCCAACAUUUUCCUCCGGCGAGUGAGCCGAGCUUAAAAGCACUUUACACUCUGGAGCUCUCUGUGAGCUGUGAAGAGACGCAGGUCACUGGGAGGUUAUGCAGCAGCCAUCAAGUACAACAUAAAUGAUGUAAGUGGUUCUUUCUUAUGAUGUUUAGUCUGUUUUUCUACAUCUACAGCUCAUAGACACAGAGGAGUUCUAGGCCCUGAUUUUUCUUCUAGAUACUAAAAAGUAGAUCCUCUAAGAACUUUUUUGGACACGUCACAGUGGUGUUAAGCUCAGGGUGAUUUAAAGGAGGAUAGUGCCUGAAAAAAUAGAAUUCAGUGGCACAUUUUUGGCGUUAUUUUUCGGGGUCAUUAUUUGGUUUAAAUGUUUACUGCUGGGAGAUUUAGGUCAAUUUUUUUUUUACAUGGACUGAACAUGUGCAUACUUUACAGACAUAUUUCACCUCAGCCCAGAAGCAUGCAACCACCUGUAGUCAAAGCACUACAGUCUUUCAGUUUUGAGAUCAUAUACUGGGAAAGCACCUGCAGUUACCUGGUAAUGAGUCAGAGGUAAUUUUCUGUGCCUUUUAAAUCCCCUCUCUUGUUUUUAUUUCAUUUAACUCUCUUGUGAGUUAGAUUUAUGGACAUGUGUUCUGUAUGUGUGUGGCGCAGAGGGGCUUCAACUUACAUUUCAUUGUCCGAUUCUUUGUUGUCAAAUGGGAAAAAAAUUACAGUGAAGACGACCUGCUGAAGUUCAAACUGAGCAUCAGGAUAGGGAAGAAAGGUGAUUUAAGUGACUUUGAAUGUGGAAUGGUUGUUGGUCUGAGUAGUUACUGGGAUUUUCACACACAACCAUCUCUAGGGUUUACAGAGGAUGGUCCCAAAAAGAGAAAAUAUCCAGUGAGCCAAAAUGCCUUGUUGAUGCCAGAGGUCAGAGGUCAGAGGAGAAUGGCCAGACUGGUUCUGAUGGCUACUUCCAGCAGGAUAACGCACCGUGUCACAAAGCUCACAUCAUCUCAAACAUGACAAUGAGUUCACUGUACUCCAGUGGCCUCCACAGUCACCAGAUCUAAUAGUCUGCACCAGCAAAAACACUCACACCAGAGCAGCGUCCGCAGUUGGUGCGAGUUGUGAGCUGUAAUUCAGCAGUAAAUAAUCAGCCGUGUGUGUCUGACUGUGGAUGGUGGAGCUGCUGAAUGGAUUUGUGGAGUUUGUAGUGGUGGCUGUUAGCAGUUAGCGCCACUUGGUAGCUGCUGAAUGGCAGCGGAGCAAGCGGCUACCAGCCACCGGACUUCACAGCUGAUCCUUGCAGGACUCCACUCAGUUCAGGCUGUCUCAGGAUGGUUUAUGGUAUGAUCUUGUUUGACAGGAGGCUCAGUUAUCUGUGAGUGUAGCUGUGCUGUAAGUAAAUAGUCUGAACUCAGAUCAGUUUUCUCUGCCAGAGAUGAAAUUUUAGUUUUAAUCACCAACUCUGUGAGACACGAGUUUAAACCUCUAGACUAACAUGUUGCAGAGAGUUGUUUCUGACAGCAUAAACAGAGAUGUUGAGCUUUUCGAAUAAAUUAUCAGUGAGCGUGUGCUCGUAAAUCCGCCCUUAAACCUGUCGUACACUGCUGGAGAAAUGAAAGUUUGUAGAAAAAUUUGUCUAAAUGAAAUUUUCGUGGAUAAAAAUGACUAAAAUGUGACUAAAACUAAAGUGUUUUCGCACAGAGAGAGAAAACCUAAGGGCUACAUCUUAACCUCAUGAGAAGGCCAUGUUGUGUGGUGAAGACUGCAAUAAAACCAUUGUUAGUGAGCGGCACCUGAACGCCUCACCAUCCUCCCUUAUGCAGAGCUGCAGAACUUAAUUCUUAACUUAAUUCAGCUGACUAUCAUCACUCUUUGCUGCCUGCCAUCUUCACCAUGACGCACUGAGAGAGCUUCUCCCCUCCACAGACACACUAACACACCCUCACAGAUUAGUUGUAUGUAGGUCUACCUAAGGUGCAGUAUUUUUGUCUGCAUGUGGCCAUUUUAACUUCAUGUCAUGUUGAUUAACGAGUGACGAGUGUAUAAAUAGGUAGGAACAUGCCUCAGGCUGAAAAACAAAAAUAAAA
Messenger RNA from Epinephelus moara (kelp grouper), 3833 nucleotides. Its product is annotated as myelin-oligodendrocyte glycoprotein-like. Lineage: Eukaryota; Metazoa; Chordata; Actinopteri; Perciformes; Serranidae. The record is from RefSeq and is a predicted model, not a curated record. The transcript is spliced from 5 exons. The coding region runs from base 139 to 837 and encodes 232 amino acids.